GAGAGAGAGAGAGAGAGAGAGAGAGAGAGAGAGAGAAUGAUGAUGGAGACAGUAAUAGACUGAUUAACAUAAAAGAACUUUGAGAAUGGUACAGCAUCAGAGGGAAGAGGAAGCUUGACAAUCCGACAGUGGUAAUCUUACAAUCGACAACGCUGACCGGUACCCCUUCGUACCAUCCACGAUGUCGAUACCCUCCCAGCGGCCUGAAUCAGGCAUGUCAGACGUGGAAAGUUCUCGGGGAGGCUCUACUCCGCAGCCCCCUGGCCUCUCCUUGCCUGGGGGGUCCUCGCCCACCCCUAAGGCGGCGCCCCCCCACCGGUCCCCCGCCCCUGGACCCGGCUCUCCCACUGGCAAGAGAAAGGUGUCCAUAGCUUCGUCCGUGGCCUCAGGAGCUUCGUUGGCUUCACUGCUCACGAAGCUUCACCAGCCUCCCGCCACGAGUCUCUCACUUGAAGGGAAACUUAAAGUUAGGGCGACGCUAGACUGUGGCAGCGACGUUCUCUCGUGCAAGUUCUCUCCCGACGGAUCCACGAUAGGUGUCGCGCUGAGGUCAGGCCAGGUCAGGUUCUUCACCCAGGCAGGAGCUUUGUCCCAUACGCUUCAGCUCGCGGAGUCGGACGGCGAGGCAGCAGCGCCAGCGACGUCUCUCAUUUGGAUGCCGGGAGGCCAACCCGACGCCGUCCUCGCCACGUAUGCUGAUGGGCAGGUGGUGUCCUGGUGUGGCCGCAGCGUGGGUGUUGUGUGCAAGGAUGGGGGCGUCGACGUAAGGGCGGCACUUGUGGGCGGGCUGGACAACCAGGUCGUGACCUUCACUCGAAGUCAGAUCAACAUUCGGGAUGUGAAUAGCCUCUGCUGCAUAACGACCAUGGAUCAGGAGAUGGGCGGCCACUUGAUCGGGCGGGGCGCUCUGUGGGCGGUAACAGGUCGCGGGCGGGAGAUCGUAGGAGGAGGCAGCGGUCUGACUUGGUGGGACGCCCGCACAGGUGCCUCCACCCGCAGCGUGGGCGGGGUACAAGUUCGCGGGCCCGCCCUCGCCUGGCACCCCAACGCAAAUAAAAUGGUAUCAGGCAGCUGGGGCGGCGGCGGAGACAGCGUCAAGGUGUGGGAAGCGUCUUCCGCCAAAACGACGCACGUGCUGUACUCCGACUCCGCGAACACCUCCGUAUACACCACAACCUGGGUGGGGAGGGAGGUGGUGGUGGUAGGGGGAGGAGACCCCAAUCUACUGAGACUGGCAACCCUUGAUAACACUACCGUGGGCGUGAUGCGAGGGAUACGAGCUCCUGUGUGGGCGGUGGACGCCUACAUGGGCCGAGGUCACCAAGGGACGCGUAUUGGCGUGGCCUCAGGGACGACCUUGUACAUUCUGGAUGUUCUGAAGUGAUGAUGUCGCGAACAAUA
Penaeus monodon (black tiger shrimp) is the source of this 1401-nucleotide messenger RNA. RefSeq lists its product as uncharacterized. The coding region runs from base 182 to 1384 and encodes 400 amino acids. The record is from RefSeq and is a predicted model, not a curated record. The transcript is spliced from 10 exons. NCBI's taxonomy places the organism in Eukaryota, Metazoa, Arthropoda, Malacostraca, Decapoda, Penaeidae. Gene Ontology annotation, molecular function: protein binding.